Molecule: messenger RNA, 618 nt
Organism: Giardia duodenalis
Lineage: Eukaryota; Fornicata; Diplomonadida; Hexamitidae
Exons: 1
Coding region: 1-618 (205 amino acids)
Source: RefSeq, a predicted model, not a curated record
AUGAUUACCUACACCAUGCAUUGCGAGUUAGGCUUUAGCUUUGUGAUAUAUUACGAAACAGAUGCUCUGUAUAGCAACCAAUUGCAUAGCAGCAGACCUGUACUAGCAUUGAUGACUAGAUCUUACCGGUUGCCAUUCAUCCUCGGUUAUAACCUGGGGGCCAAGAAGCUCUACCUUGUCCUCGUUUACACUAGCCUGAUCGGCGUGGUCAUGACCCUGGCCGUCUGGGGGCUCUGCGAGGGCCUGGCCUACCCUCUUAUGUAUCUCUUUGUGGGCGACGGAGAGACGGAGCGGGCCAUUUCCGCCUUGGCCGUGCGGCUCGGGCUGGCCGGGCUUCCUCUCCAGCUGUUCGUGAGCAUCACCGUCUCUGUGUCGCAGAUGAAGCGGAAGACCGUCCUCAGCACGAUACUGCAGCUUACGCGAGCAGCCGUCACCAUCGUGUGCAUCUUCGUCCUGCCGCUCAUCAUCAAGGCGACCAAGAGCCAGAUCGACCCCGUGCACGGCAUCUUCAUCUCGCCCGCGGUCGGGGACGCCGUCUCUGGCCUGGUGUCCAUGAUCAUCUACAUCAAGUGGACCCUGGACUACAAGAAGCAGUGCGAGACAGCCUCCGACGAGUGA